Molecule: messenger RNA, 1080 nt
Organism: Alternaria atra
Lineage: Eukaryota; Fungi; Ascomycota; Dothideomycetes; Pleosporales; Pleosporaceae
Exons: 4
Coding region: 1-1080 (359 amino acids)
Molecular function (GO): FAD binding; D-amino-acid oxidase activity
Source: RefSeq, a predicted model, not a curated record
AUGCCCAACAUCAUCAUUAUUGGAGCAGGAGUCUCCGGGUUGACCUCAGCGUACCUUCUAUCCAAAGAUCCAGGCAAUAAGAUCGCCGUCGUAGCCAAACACAUGCCAGGCGACUACGACAUCGAAUAUGCAUCACCAUGGGCUGGCGCAAACUUCAUGCCAAUGUCUUCAUCACCAGGAAGCCAAUGGGAACGUAAAACAUGGCCGCAACUCAAAAAACUUGCAACAGAUGUUCCUGAAGCUGGCAUCCAUCUUCAAAAGUGUCGGAUCUAUCGCCGACAAAAAGACAUGGAGAAGUUGAGAAGCAGUGGCGGUACAACCUUCAGCAACGUCUUCGCCGAAAACCCUUGGUGGCGCGAACUGGUGGACGACUAUCGAGAUCUCUCUACCUCCGAAAUGCCAUCAGGAAUGGCAUCAGGUUGUGAAUUCGGUUCUGUCUGCAUCAACCCAGCUCUCUAUCUCCCCUGGCUUGUAGGCCAAUGUCGCGCAAACGGAGUGGUAUUUCAUCGCAAGGUUUUGACACAUGUAUCCGAACUACAAUCCCUUGAAUUCGGCGGCUUUAAGCCCGAUAUCAUCGUUAACGCGACAGGAUUAUCAGCCGCCAAAUUAGGAGGUGUGGAAGAUAAAAGUUGUUACCCUAUACGUGGGCAAGUGGUUGUAGUGAGGAAUGUGGCACCAGCCAUGGUGUGUGUGUCAGGUACUGAUGACGGCGACGAUGAGGCCUGUUACAUGAUGACGCGAGCUGUGGGUGGUGGAACCAUCCUAGGGGGCACCAUGCUGAACGGUAGCUGGGAAAGUCAACCUGAUCCCAACAUCGCCAGUCGCAUCAUGAAAAGAGCUGUGAGUAUGUCUCCAGAGCUGACGGAUGGUCAAGGGCCGGAAUAUCUUGAUGUUAUCCGACAUGGUGUUGGGUUAAGACCUGGAAGGGAGGCUGGUGUGAGGCUUGAGAAGGAGAAGAUUGAUGGGGUUUGGGUUGUGCAUAAUUAUGGACAUGCUGGAUGGGGUUAUCAGGGGUCGUAUGGAUGUGCUGAGGAGGUUGUUGCUCUUGUGAACGAGAUCCCGCCGCAAGCCAAAUUAUGA